This is a messenger RNA of Fusarium musae, 348 nucleotides long. RefSeq lists its product as uncharacterized. Lineage: Eukaryota; Fungi; Ascomycota; Sordariomycetes; Hypocreales; Nectriaceae. The record is from RefSeq and is a predicted model, not a curated record. The transcript has 2 exons. The coding region runs from base 1 to 348 and encodes 115 amino acids.
AUGGUUAAGAUCAACUUUACUCUCCUUGCCCUGGCCACCCUCGGUCCUACCCUUGGUUCCGCCUAUCCGACAGAUGCGGAUGGCCAAGAUGCUCCUGGCCUUUUCGCUAGGCAGAGCAGCAGGUAUACUUGCAACUAUUCCUCAGGCGAACGAGCCCGCGCCACUACUGUUGCUGCUUGUGUCGACUCGAUUGCGGAAUACGGCAAAGAUGGAAAAGCAUGUCCGGCUGGCGGAUACCGCGUGAUCUGCAAGAAGUUCCCAUCUAUACAUGUUGCUGUCAACGAUGGGUUUCAAUCAAGAGCCCCAUGGUUAGUUUAUCCCGUAGCUGGUCGUCUCUAUCCUUCGUGA